AUGAUGACCAUAGACCGAGCAACUUCAAGUCCUACUUGCCUGCAUGGCUACGGAUUCACGGACUUACCCGAUGCUUUGAUGGUUGAAAUUUAUUCCUUUCUGUAUGAAAUUCCAAUCGUUCCCUAUUAUCAUGAUCGCAACAGUAGAACCAAAAGAUCAUCAUAUGAAAAUACACAAGGACAUUUCUGGGAGCAUCAAAGUGAAUGUACAUUGGCCUUUCCGCAUACCUGUCGGAAGAUCAUGAUGGCACUCGAAAAGGAUCCGAAUUUUCAACUGAUGAAAUUUAUUCAAUUUUAUUGCUUGGGAAUUAGAAAUGGAAGAUAUGAUGGUAUCGAGGAGUUGUAUAGGGAUGUCAAUUCUGAAAACGUUUGGAAACAAAUUAUACCAAUUGUUAUUUAUUUGAAUUUUCCUCCAUUGGAAUAUAUCGAGUCAUUGGAAUUUAAAAAAGAUGUGAUUCCUUUAGAACGAAAAUUUAGACAAGCCUAUAACCUACAUACUUUCUUUGAUUAUGAAGAUUUUCUUUUCAAAAUUGAUAGAAUUGUGGAAAUGUUGACCAUGUUUGUGAACUGUGUAAAAAACGAUAUUCAAAGCAAGCAUGUCAACCUCCAUGAUAUUUCUUCUAUCGAUUUGGUUUUCCCAAUUUCUAAUGAUUAUACCAUCAACAUGACAUACUCUCAUCUGACUCAAAUUUUGUGUGAAGCUGAUAGAGUAGUUGCUACUUGCAUGUCAAUAUUUCAUUGGAAGGCUUACAAACAUUCCUAUUUUGAAGAGAUGUAUAUGGAAAUUCCUCAAGAGCUUCCAAGAAUUAGAGAAAAUUAUCAACUUUGUGCUCAGCUAUGUACUGCCUUGAAAGACUCUACAGCUGACAAUCAAGAGGUUUUGAAUUCUCUCUUUUCCAACCUGAACUGCUAUUACUGCGACAAGCUGUCAGCUGCUUGCUAUUAUUCGAGAAAAUUCUUCAACAGACAUGUCAUUCUACAUGCACUACAUAACACUAGCUGCCUGUCGCAAGAUGAUUAUGACAAGUAUGAUCAAGAAAUUAUUGAACGUGCAAUAUUUGCAAACGGUGAGAAUUUCAUUCUGUUACCUUCUUACAUACAACAGCAACAAGGUGAAGAAAUGUUAAUGACAGCACUUCGGAGAGGCUUGCUUUUGAACAGGCUAUUAGAAAACAAUCGUAUGGUGGAUUCACCUGAUAGUACAUUUAUGAAAACGAAUGAAUUAUUUUUCAAAGCUAUGGAUAUGAUGUUAAAAGAUAAUGAUUUUGCAUACGAUGUUAUUAAGACGUUGGCACGAGAAAAGAAAGGUCUGAGCUGCAUUGCAUAUUAUAUCAAGAGACGUCUCAUGAACAUGGACCUAAAAGUUGCACAUCCAUCCAAGUACAACAAGCACAAUUGCCUUUUUUUCGAUUGGAAAAUGAUGUAUUUAAUUCUUCAUGCAGACGGACAUUCGUAUCGACCUACCUCCUUUUUUCGUCCACAACUCUAUGCGUCCUAUUUUGUCAAUGUGUUGAUGAGAUUGAGGAGUGACACCAUUGACAAUAUUACCAUUUGCAUUCCACAUGGUCUUUCUUUAGACACGCAAAAUUUCAUUAUUGAACACAACAAGAAAUUCUUUCACACAUUGAACAAGGUGGGAUUGAUUCAACGCUCUGAUUAUAACAGCGUCUAUUUUAAUGAAGAGUAG
Messenger RNA from Naegleria lovaniensis, 1686 nucleotides. RefSeq lists its product as uncharacterized. Lineage: Eukaryota; Heterolobosea; Eutetramitea; Acrasida; Naegleriidae. The record is from RefSeq and is a predicted model, not a curated record. Bases 1 to 1686 code for a protein of 561 amino acids. The transcript has a single exon.